This is a messenger RNA of Fulvia fulva, 1020 nucleotides long. RefSeq lists its product as uncharacterized. The coding region runs from base 1 to 1020 and encodes 339 amino acids. The record is from RefSeq and is a predicted model, not a curated record. NCBI's taxonomy places the organism in Eukaryota, Fungi, Ascomycota, Dothideomycetes, Mycosphaerellales, Mycosphaerellaceae. The transcript has 2 exons.
AUGGCGAACCACACGCGUGCUGCACAGCAAGCAUUGCAGAAGGCGUAUGGAUCAGCCAGCAUGCUACCGCCUACCGACAACACAGCAUUGCUGAGCUCCACGCUGUCUCUGUACAACCCUACGCUGUUCCUCGCCUCCUCAGCGCUAUUUCAGCACACCGGAGCACUGGCUUUCGUAUUCUUGCUCAGAGGCUUCUGCACGAAACGGGUACUCGACAUCCACUUCCUCACGAUCGUGUUCGCCGUAUCCAUGAUCUUGGCGCCCUUCGUCUUCUUGAUUAACACUGAGCUCAAUCGGAUCAAGGUUUUAUUCUUUCUGGAACACGAAGCCAUCGAAGUGCUCAUAGCAGCGCGGGUUAUGCUUCCGGCUGAUCUGGUAGCACGAAAGCCCGGGCUCAUCAUUCUUCUGCUGUACUCGGGGCUGUUUUGCAUGUCACUGCCCGUGAUCAUGCACGACUUCUUCUCUCAAUCAGCAAUGGUCGUGGCGUGGGGUGCCUUUCUUAGCGACUUCUUGCUGGGGACUUCGGGGCUAUUCCUCAUCAAGAGAUGGAUCACGAAAAAGAGAGAUGUGUCCAGCAGGGCGGUUACGCAGAAGCGUCAGGCAGAAGCACUCGCUGGACUUGGCUUCAUGCUGCAUGGCUUUCCAACCAUGAGCGUCGGCCCAAUCUUCACACUGGUUGUCUACAACGGUUUGAACCCUGACUGGUUCGCGUACGCAUGGGUCGGAGUAUUCUUGUCUGCUUUCUUCGCCAUUGCUUUUGCUGUGCCCACAGCGGCCCUCUUCUUCUCGAACACGUGGUGGUGCUGUGGAAGCCGCAGACCGAUCUACCCGGGAGAGAUUGACUGGGAAGAGGAUCACCUGCAAGAGAAGCCGCGACAUCGGAUAUCUGCUCCCAUGUUUCGACCACCGGGGGCAUCAGGAUCGUCUGUUGAUGGACAUCAGGUGGAAGCCGUGCCGGUCAGCGUGCAGCGCGUUCGGUCGGGCUUGGAGUGGGAACUGUUGGCGAAGGCGAUUUGGUAG